AAUGAACCAGUUCAGAAAUACAUUCAGGCAGCGAUCACUCGGGACAGAGCGGCACGGAGCCUGCGGCCUGCGUUAGGAAGCAUUCCGCGACUCAUUCAGGAGCUCCGCUCCGCCCGGGAAGCACAGAGGAAGGAAAGCCGUUACCGAGUGGUAGCCAGCCACCGGCCCAGCUGUACGGAAGCGCUCGCGCCUCUCACAAAUGGUGAGGCAUCAUCGGCUGCUGGGGACAGAUCAGCCUCUGAAGCAACACCUGAUGCUUCCCAAAAGGAGAGCGGUGCUGUUGAUAAGAGUUCGGACUGCUGUGACAAAUUCCAGUUGUUUGAUAUUGAGCAGGAAGAGGAGGUGGUGGGAGACUCUGGUGUAGCUGCUGCAAACCCAAAGAAGACUGAUCCAGAUGUGAUUCUUUGCAAUGCAGUGGAGAUGAUCCGUGAGCGUUUAAAUGUUUCUGAAGAUGGUAAAAAAGAAUACUGUGGGAAAGAAGAUGAGUAUGUUUAUGACAUCUACUGUAUGGAAACAUCAGCCCCUGGUUGGAUUCAAAAUAUCCUUUCUAUACAGCCCUAUAGAGAAGAGUAUGAAUUGGUAAGGGAUGAUCAUGUUCCAGGGGAAAUAUAUGAAGAUGAAGAUGAUGAAAAUGAUGAAAAUAACUGGCGUAAUGAUUAUCCUGAUGAAGAUGAAUUCUUACCUGAGGAAGAUGGUGAUGGAGAAAAGGAGUCUGAAGAUAGCCUCAGUGAUGAGGACCACUGUUACAGGAGAAGAACAUGGAACAAAUACCGGCAGGAGGUGAUACAGGAGUUUGGAUAUGAUGAGAUCCAGGAUUUGGAUUCUGACUAACAGCCUGGUUUUUGAAGAUGAAAUGAAUACUGAAGAUGAAAUCUGCUGUUACAGUAGAA
Messenger RNA from Merops nubicus (carmine bee-eater), 890 nucleotides. It is a transcript of the gene SLC7A6OS, whose product is annotated as solute carrier family 7, member 6 opposite strand. The record is from RefSeq and is a predicted model, not a curated record. Gene Ontology annotation, biological process: developmental process. NCBI's taxonomy places the organism in Eukaryota, Metazoa, Chordata, Aves, Coraciiformes, Meropidae. The annotation marks the transcript as partial. The transcript has 4 exons.